This is a messenger RNA of Protopolystoma xenopodis, 948 nucleotides long. NCBI's taxonomy places the organism in Eukaryota, Metazoa, Platyhelminthes, Monogenea, Polystomatidea, Polystomatidae. The record is from the annotation of a GenBank genome assembly.
AUGGCACUUGAAACUCUCUCCUACCAGUCCCGCACUCCCAAGCCAAGCGAACAUUGCCACGUGCACUUAUGGGCGCCGGGACCGAGGCUCUGGCAUGUGAUCGCUUCAGAAAGCGAGACGAGACGAGGAGAGGCGAAUGAAUCAGUUGGUCUAAUGGCUUCGAGUCCUUUCGGACUGGACAUCCGAUGCCUGAGGAUCCGAGGCCCUGUCGAAUUGGGUGUCUGGUGGUUUAAUGCCUCUCGGAAUGGACGUCUGAUUGUCUGUGAAUCUGGUGUUUUGUCGAAUUGUACGGCUGCCGAAGUGAUGCUCUGUUCGUAUGUUUGUCAUUCGGUCCAAUGGUCCCAGUUCAUUCAGACUGGACGUAUGAUGGCCUGGGGGUCUGGUGUUGUGUCGAAUGCGAUGUCUGAUGCUCUUUAUGUUCGUCGAAGUGAUGUUGCCUCAUUCUGUUCCUCUGCCGCUAAAAUGACAAGUUGCCCAGGCGGUCUGCUUCUCUCGAGGUCUUGUCCUCGUGUCGUCUGUCUCUGUUGUUGCGAGCUGACGGCCUGUAGGUUUGCUGGUCUCUUGUUCUGCUACCAUCACGGUCUGAAGGUCUGUUCUGUUUGUCGGCUUGUGUCUGUCGGCCCCGGAACGGCAUCGCCGACCACGUCUUCACGGCCUGGUCGCACUGGUCGCUUCCUUCGUCUCAAGUCGCCUAGGCAACGGCGCAUCUCAGAUCUUGCAACUCUGCCUAUCCUCGGACUAACAGUCGUAGCCUCGACAGACCCGAGCAUUCUGCCACCGGCCCGACUCGAGCAUCUUCGCAAACCAGCCAGUCGAGUCCGGACGCGCGUUGUAACCACGGCGUCGGAAUGGCCAAUCCGUCGAGCGGCCCUCCGAGACUUUUGCCCACUCCGUUCGGGCCGGCCUCCUCGGGCGUCAUCUGCCGAGUGCCCAACGCUGCUCCUGUAA